CGCCUAUACGCGGCUCAGAGCUCUUGCACAUACCACGCACUUCGGCUCGCAGGGGCUGAUUUCAAAAUUAAAAAAGUGUUAUCACUGCAAGCGUCGUCAUUUAUCGAGGUGGGUCCAGCGUUUCAUAAGACGUGUCGUUGAUUCAUAGAGUAGAGUAAAAAUGAAGGCAGCUUUAGUGUUUCUGGCUAUGGUGGCCAUGACAUUGGCCAAUCCCGUGGAAAAGGUAGAGAAGGCCGAGAUUCACCAGCAGCAGUCGGUGACCAUGACCGACAGGGCCAAAUACGAAGAAGAGCUUCUCCGAAAGCUGAACGCCAAGUGCUCUCAGAACGAAGUGAGCAGCUGCGUUAUGCUGAAGCUGGUUACCUACAUGAACAAGCUGUUGAAAAAGGCCUCGAUCGAAUUGACUGACGAUAUUGAAAUUCGAAAGACGAGCCAGAUAACGGAGGAGGCCAUGUUUAGCGCUGCCAGAAGCAACGAUGAAGAUUCCGAAGUCUUGGAUCUGAUAACAAACAAAAUUUACUCGUUUGUCAAGUCGAGGAGUAUCAAAUGGCGGAUACUCCCAGAGGAUGAUGUGGUUGUCUCUGCUUCCGAGGAUGAAACAGGUUCAUUGAAUCUUGGAUUAUCCAUCGAACACUCCGACAAAGCUGUUCAGGAUGGUCGUGGGAAAAAGAACAACAUGGGACCUCUACUCGCUGCCGCAGCCCUCAAGAUCGGUUUGAUCGGUGGUCUGGCUUUUAAGGGUCUCGCCUUGCUAGUCGGCAAGGCCUUACUUCUGUCAAAGAUCGCUUUGCUUCUUGCUAGCAUAAUCGGUUUGAAGAAACUGUUCUCCCAGCAGAAGCACGUCACUUACGAAGUAGUCGCACAUCCGCACCACUCCUCAAGUCACUCUUACAGCGCUGACCAUGGCCAUGGGGAUAGCUACUCGAGCGGAUGGGGCAGAAACUUGGACGUCUCCCCUGUGGCCAUCCCUUCGGAAGGAGUGAGCGACGCUCAAGACUUGGCGUACAGCGCCCAUAAAAAUUAAGAAAAUCGUCUGUAAUCUCUACUUACUGUAGAAGUUUUACAGUGGGUCUGUGGCAAAGAGCUCAAAUUUCAAGAGCUCACUGCAACAAGAAUGUUCACAAAUUGAUGCCUGGAUUAAUCUUUGCGUAGUGAAAACUGCAAAAAUUUAAAUCCAAUGCUAAUAGAGAUCUUGGCUGGACUAUUCUUGGUUGAUAAUUGGCCACGUCCACUUAUAAGAAUUAUGAACUGGAAUCGCUUCAAAUCGUUUUAAACCACUACUACUCACAUCAUUGUCGAUUUAUUUGAGCCAUUUUUACGACCGUUUGAACCAUAACUUCAUUUUGUAAUUAGUGGAUGCGUUAUCUCGACGUACCUAAUUUCCGCCCAGUUAAAUGAAAAUCGUAAUAUUUAAAUGACACAUUGCUUCUAAGAAUUCUGCUCUCUUACUCCUUUCAUGUUUCAUCCGUCUAUAUAGACGGAUUUUCUCUCACUAUUUUAAUUGCAUCCUAAGCAACUUCCUGACCUAGUACAACAUAUUUCAGUUUUCUCGAUUCUGUGGUGAAACCAGUUCAUAAUUGUCUAAUGUUAUAGUUUUAUUUAUAUUAUUUAUUGAAUUUUAUUAUAUUUAUUGACUAAAAUCACGUGAUUAGUAUGUACGAUUCGAUAUGACCAUCAGAAGACAAAACUUAACGGAAUUAUUCGACCCUGACGGACUGAUAGACAAAGUACCUUGGUAAUUCAAGAUAACCACACAGACGCGACGAACAAUACGAAAAGGCAGAAAAACUACCAGGCGAAAUCGAGAAAUAUUGGUCGAACGACCAAAAAACAGACAACGCGUUUAACCCCCAGACCACAGAUGGCGACUGCUGCCUAUUAUUUCGUUGCCGGUGAACAUUAAAUAUUUGGUGAAUACUGUGAUAACUACUUAAAUUUGAUGCUGUGACGUCGGCUGGACGGCAUAUAGCUACAUGCUGUUCAAUUGGCUAAGCAUGGAUACCGAUUGACCAGGACAAAACUGACGGACUUACGAUAGGACGAACGGGACAUUGAACACAUUCAUUUAGGAUCUCCGUGGAACAGGAUGCAGUGCAACGAAAAGUGGUUGAGUUCUAACGAUAUCAGCGCGAGACCCACAUUCAUGCUGCUAUUAUAUAAUUUAUUUGUACCUUACAUGUCACAUAAAUGAAUCACAAAUAUGUAAGAUUAUUGUUAUAUUAUGAAUAAAUAUAUUUUUUUUUAAG
Diprion similis is the source of this 2246-nucleotide messenger RNA. RefSeq lists its product as uncharacterized. Lineage: Eukaryota; Metazoa; Arthropoda; Insecta; Hymenoptera; Diprionidae. The record is from RefSeq and is a predicted model, not a curated record. Bases 161 to 1024 code for a protein of 287 amino acids. The transcript is spliced from 3 exons.